ACCGUUAAAUUAGUUUCUUGCAACGUCAUUUCAUGGCAGCAAAACAUGAUCCUCUCUCUACUGUAAAUCCAUGGAGGAAUUCUAGAAAAAUCAGAAACCUUCAAAAUGCCGGCGAAUUAUCCUUAUAUAUGUCGGACGAGAUACAACGAAAAUCUGUUCGGCGUUUUCUAUGGCCAAAAUCCGUUAAAAUCCUCUUUCCCCCUAAUUAUGGUGGAGCUAACGUUUGUCAUCAUUGUCUCUCGCGUCGUCCGCCUCCUCCUGAAGCCAUUCGGGCAGCCCAAGAUCAUCUCGGAGAUCAUUGGCGGAAUUAUACUUGGGCCAUCUGUGUUAUGCCGUAAUGAGAAGUUUCGAAUGUAUAUGUUCCCUGAUAAUGGGUAUUAUGUGAUCAAGAAUAUGGGAAUUGUAGGAUUCAUGUUUUAUCUCUUUAUAUCUGGUGUGAAAAUGGACAUAUUUGCAGUACGGAAAGUGGAUAAAAAGCAUUGGUACAUUGCCCUGUUUGGGGUGAUGGUGCCACUUUGUUGUGGCGUAGCUGUUGCAUUUUAUUGGAGGAAGUCUAUGGCUCCCGAGCUGGUGAAAGCUUCUGCGGUUAUGGGGAUAACCUCAUCUUUGGCUAUGACAGCCUUUCCCGUUCUUUAUCCAAUCAUGAAGGAGCUCAACUUACUCAGCUCUGAAAUUGGGAGGGUGGCGCUAUCCAUUGCAGUGAUCGGUGAUGUGAUAGGAAUGAAUGGUGUAGUUAUAUUCGAGGCCUCCAAGCAAGGUGAAAACCGUCCUAUAGCUACUUUAUGGUACAUCAUCUCGUUGGCUGUGGUUCAAGCGUCUAUAUUUGGCGGUGUGAGACAGUUCAUGAUAUGGAUUAUCAGGACAACCCCUGUAGGGAAGCCGGUGGAUCAGGUGUAUGUGAUUGGCAUAUUGUUGGGAGUUUUUGUUGUUGGUUUUGUUGCUGACGCGCUGGGGCUUGCUAUUGCCAAUGGGCCGUUGUGGCUUGGCUUGGCCGUGCCUGAUGGCCCUCCGUUAGGAGCCAUUCUAGUGGAGAAAAGCGAGACCGUAUUGACCAACAUUUUCAUGCCAUUCUCUUACAUGUAUGUAGGCAUGAUAACAGAUCUUUCGUCCAUGAGCGGCCAUUGGGAAUAUCUGCGGCCGCUGCUUUAUGUGGUCUUGACUGGAUACAUCAUGAAAAUGGUGUCCACUCUUGCCAUUGCCCGUUUCUUGGACUUGACCAUUAGAGAUAGCCUCACUCUGAGCCUGAUAAUGAGUUUGAGGGGUGAAGUCGAGUUUUUGUUGUUUAUCCAUUGGAUGGAUUUCAAGAUUCUGCAAGUCCCAGAAUUCACAAUGCUGGUCCUGUUGACAAUAGCUGUGACUGUUAUAGCUGCGCCCUUGAUCAGGAUACUCCAUGAUCCUGCGAGGCCAUAUAUGCUGAACACGAGGCGCACAAUACAACACACUUUUCCUAACAGUGAACUCCAUAUUGUAACGUGUGUCGAUGAGGAAGAGAAUCUGUACGGAGUGAUGAAUUUACUAGAGCUUCUUAAUCCAACUGCUAGCACUCCUAUUGCACUCCAUACUUUACGCCUAAUUGAGCUUGUUGGUCGUGCCAACCCAGUGUUCAUCGACCAUGAAAGUGAAGAGGAAAAUGGAGCAGAAGGAUGCAGAUUCAGUUCAAUACAUAAUGCUCUAAAGAUUUUUGGUGAAGCUAGAGGUGAGUACAUAACAAUGCAUUCUUAUACAGCAAUUAGUCCUAAGAGAAGCAUGCAUCAAGACGUAUGCGAGCUAGCUCUUACUAAGCAAGCGUGUUUGAUCAUUGUACCUGUUCCCCAUAUAAUAAUUGAUCACACGAGAGGAACGCCGGCAAGGAAUUCAACCUCUCAAUCACUGAGUUUUAACAUGUUGAAACACGCGCCUUGCUCGGUAGGAGUUCUAGUGAGCAAGAAGGAGUACCCAAGUCUUAUUUCUGGUGUUUUGAGAAACUCAAUGCAUCACUUUAUCCUUCUAUUCAUGGGCGGAGCAGAUUCUAGAGAGGCACUUUCUUAUGCAGACCGUGCUGCUGCUAGAUGUCCGGAUAUAUCACUCACUGUCGUCAGAUUUCUCUCGCACGAAAACGAGGGAGACAUCGAAGUGGAGAAGAAGCUUGAUGAUCAAUUGGUGACGUCUUUUUGGGUGAAAUACGAAGCAAAUGAGCAUGUCGUCUAUCGAGAGGCAGUGGUGAAAAACGGGGAGGAAACUCUGGCUGUUAUUCAUGCAAUGAAUGACGUGUGCUAUGAUCUUUGGAUCGUGGGGAGAAACCAUGUAAAUCCUGUUCUCAUUCAAGGACUAUCGAAUUGGACUGAAAUCGGGGAGUUGGGAGUUAUUGGAGAGUACAUCGCAUCCUCUGACUUUAGCAGUAGUAACGCUUCAGUUUUGGUGGUGCAACAGCAAAUAUUAAGAGGCCAGAGAAAGAAUUCAGGUAGUCUAGUUGGACGAUUCUUGUUAAAUCAAAAUUGGAAGAAGUUAGUGCAUAUGUAACCCUUAAUUAGGCCUUAGGAUAUUACUGACACAAAUUUAAUACGUGAAGUUUUUUGAUCUACUUAGUUCCGGGAUGCUGUAAAUAGAUGUCAUUUUCUUCAUGUAACCCCAACACCCAUUCCAAAUUGUGGCAA
Messenger RNA from Salvia splendens (bonfire salvia), 2633 nucleotides. Its product is annotated as cation/H(+) antiporter 24. The transcript is spliced from 3 exons. Gene Ontology annotation, cellular component: endomembrane system; membrane. Gene Ontology annotation, molecular function: antiporter activity. Lineage: Eukaryota; Viridiplantae; Streptophyta; Magnoliopsida; Lamiales; Lamiaceae. The record is from RefSeq and is a predicted model, not a curated record. Gene Ontology annotation, biological process: regulation of pH; proton transmembrane transport. The coding region runs from base 106 to 2499 and encodes 797 amino acids.